AUGAAGUCCUCGAGCAGCUGCUCGGGGUUGUCUUUUAAGUCACAAGCCCUGUACUUGAUGGUGUUCGUGACUCGUUAUCUUGAUUUGUUUUGGGCAUUUGCCGACUCGCUAUACAACACGACCUUUAAAAUAUUAUUUAUCGGCUCAUCGGGUUACAUUAUUUACCUUAUGCUCAAUGAUUAUCGACCUACGCAUGAUCCGAACCUGGACACGUUCAAGGUGCAAUACUUGCUUGCUUCGAGCGCAAUCUUCGCUCUUUGCUUUACACAUGACUAUAGUAUCUCCGAGAUUCUCUGGACGUUCUCGAUUUGGCUAGAGUCUGUGGCAAUUCUCCCUCAGCUUUUUAUGCUUCAGCGUACUGGAGAGGCGGAUACUAUAACCACCCAUUAUUUAUUCGCAUUAGGGCUAUAUAGGGCCCUUUAUAUCCCAAAUUGGAUAUACCGGUAUUUUUCAGAAGGUCAUCUCGACCCCGUUUCUGUCGUAGCGGGCGUCAUUCAGACCCUGCUAUAUUCCGACUUUUUCUACAUUUACUACACGAAGAUAAUGAAAGGCAAGAAAUUUUCCCUUCCUGUCUAA
Messenger RNA from Aspergillus versicolor CBS 583.65, 576 nucleotides. RefSeq lists its product as uncharacterized. The transcript is spliced from 5 exons. The record is from RefSeq and is a predicted model, not a curated record. Gene Ontology annotation, biological process: protein retention in ER lumen; endoplasmic reticulum to Golgi vesicle-mediated transport. Bases 1 to 576 code for a protein of 191 amino acids. NCBI's taxonomy places the organism in Eukaryota, Fungi, Ascomycota, Eurotiomycetes, Eurotiales, Aspergillaceae. Gene Ontology annotation, cellular component: membrane; cis-Golgi network; endoplasmic reticulum. Gene Ontology annotation, molecular function: ER lumen protein retrieval receptor activity.